Molecule: messenger RNA, 3644 nt
Organism: Gastrolobium bilobum
Lineage: Eukaryota; Viridiplantae; Streptophyta; Magnoliopsida; Fabales; Fabaceae
Product: auxin transporter-like protein 4
Exons: 10
Coding region: 709-2166 (485 amino acids)
Cellular component (GO): plasma membrane
Source: RefSeq, a predicted model, not a curated record
AUUAGAAAGAGAAAAAAAAAAAAAAAAAGACAGCCAGAAAAAGCAACACAAGCAUUAUUACACAGUACUUGCUUGGUUGCUUCACUCUCACAAUCUCUACCUUUUUCUUUUUGGUUAUAUAUUAUGGGAAAAACACUUCUUCUAUAUAUUAUAAACCAAAACACCCACAUCAAUUUAUAUAUUUAUUUAUAUAAAUAUAUCUAGUUGAAUAGUAACGAAAAGGGUCUUUAUAUUCAGUGUCAGAGUCUCUGAACCAAAUACAAAAGACACCGACUUUGAAACGCUGCAGAGUUUUCUGUUCUCUCCCUGCUUUUGCGGCCAUAGCAGUCUUUAAGAGGGUUUGGUUCUGCAUUUUUUCUGAGCCAAUUAGUGACAUUAACACUAUGGCUAUUAUUGUGCUAAGUUUUAAAGCUUCACAUGAUAAGGCCAUAUUCUGAAGCCCGAGAUUUGCUUGCAUUUAAAGUUUCCUUUGUCACAAUCCAUGAAUGAGGAAUUUUUAGUCAUCAUCACUACCCCAUCACUGGCAGUGUACUAAGCUCAACUGAGAACGAAGAAAAACAAAGCUUCAAAGAGUAAAGAUUUUCAAAUCAAAACCUUGGAAGGAAGAUCUGUUAACUGAGUUUUCUUCCUUUAAGCUUUAGGAGAAAGAGACAUCUCGAACAAGAUCCACAAGUAUUUAGACACUGCCUUUUGUGUAUAACCAAGACAAUGUUGUCUCAAAAGCAAGCAGAGGAAGCAAUAGUCACAAACUUCAAUGAGACAGAACAUGAAGGUGGGACUAGGGAAGAGGUGGGGGAACAAAGCCAAUCCAUGUUAAGUGUCAAGAGUUUCCUAUGGCAUGGUGGUUCUGUUUGGGAUGCAUGGUUCAGCUGUGCUUCAAAUCAAGUAGCUCAAGUGCUCUUGACACUACCAUAUUCUUUCUCUCAACUGGGUAUGCUAUCAGGCAUCUUGCUUCAGGUAUUUUAUGGAAUUAUUGGAAGCUGGACUGCUUACCUAAUCAGUGUCCUCUAUGUGGAGUACCGCACCAGAAAGGAAAAGGAAAACGUCAGCUUCAAGAACCAUGUCAUUCAGUGGUUCGAAGUACUUGAUGGGUUGCUGGGUCCUUAUUGGAAAGCAGCAGGGCUAGCCUUCAAUUGUACCUUCCUCCUCUUUGGAUCUGUGAUACAGCUUAUAGCAUGUGCAAGUAACAUCUAUUACAUAAAUGACAAAUUGGACAAACGGACUUGGACCUAUAUUUUCGGAGCUUGCUGUGCUACAACUGUGUUCAUACCUUCCUUCCACAAUUACCGUAUAUGGUCAUUUCUGGGUCUUGGAAUGACCACUUAUACGGCUUGGUACCUAGCUAUCGCAUCUAUCAUUCAUGGCCAGGCAGAGAAUGUCACACACUCGGGUCCAGCAAAGCUAGUGCUAUACUUCACCGGAGCCACUAACAUACUAUACACGUUUGGGGGACAUGCUGUGACUGUUGAGAUUAUGCACGCCAUGUGGAAGCCCCAAAAGUUCAAGUACAUAUACUUGAUGGCCACUUUGUACGUUUUCACACUAACGAUUCCUUCCGCCGUCUCCGUUUACUGGGCUUUUGGUGAUGACUUAUUGAACCAUUCUAACGCCUUCGCUCUCCUCCCCAAGACCCGUUUCCGUGAUGCCGCCGUUAUUCUCAUGCUCAUUCACCAGUUCAUCACAUUUGGGUUUGCUUGUACUCCAUUGUACUUUGUGUGGGAGAAGGCUAUUGGGAUGCAUGACACAAAGAGCAUUUGUUUGAGGGCACUAGCAAGGUUGCCAGUGGUGAUACCUAUAUGGUUCUUAGCUAUAAUCUUCCCUUUCUUUGGACCCAUAAAUUCAGCUGUUGGUGCUCUUCUUGUUAGCUUCACUGUCUACAUCAUCCCCUCCUUAGCCCAUAUGCUCACAUACAGAAAAGCCUCAGCAAGACAGAAUGCUGCUGAGAAGCCUCCUUUCUUCAUGCCAAGCUGGACUGCAAUGUAUGUCUUGAAUGCAUUCAUUGUGGUGUGGGUUUUAGUUGUUGGAUUUGGGUUUGGAGGAUGGGCCAGCGUGACCAACUUUGUUAGGCAAAUUAACACAUUUGGGCUUUUUGCUAAGUGUUACCAGUGCAAGCCUCCAACGCCACCGCCACAUGUUGCGGCAGCUCCACCACCCCAUCAUCACUAAAGUCAAAGCUGAGUCACUCACCUCAACAUAGUAGAGUUCAGCUACAAUCAAUCACAUUUCCCACAAUAGUUUGUAUCAUACAUGGGGGAGAGUCGUGAAUACUUCCCCCUUAAUUUGAUGUGUGCUUUUCUUUUUUUUGUUGCAUAUUUUUGUUCCUCUUCUUUGUUAUAUAGCUUUUUUUUUUUUUUUUAAUCCCCUCUACCUUUAAGAUUAGCUGAUUAAAAAUAGUGUGUCAAAUGUUAUGAUUCCUUGGCUAUGAAAUGCAUAGGCUAAGUAAAUUAGAUACGUAUGUUUUGGUAUCUUUCUUUCUUUUUUGUCCUCUUUGUUUUGAUUGGGAGAUACUAUAAGAUUUUGUUUGCCAAUAUCAUUAUUACAUUGCAUGUUUUCCGGAAUAUGCCUUUAGAAAAACAAUUUAUAGUCUUAUUUGCUGUGUUGAAGGUAACGUGGUCUGAGUUCAAAAGGUGGUGUGCGCUACUUGUUUAUUCCCUCCACUUAAAGCUUUUAGAUUCCUCUCUCAUUCUUCAUUCAUAGUGAGAAAUGGGGCGUGGACCCAUUUCAUAUUCACAUGGGCUGCACCUCUGCAUGUGGGUUCAUCUUCUUGUCACGUGCCAUUAUUACCCACCAAAUACAUUAUAUACAUUAUAUUAUAACCUAUAUUUUCAUGAUACAUGAACCACCACCCCUUUAAUAUUUAUGGGCCAUAUGUCAUUAACCUCAAUUAGUUUAUACGUUUACGUUUACUAUCAUUAAUUUUCAUGACCAAUCAAACCUCUUUUUCCCAUUGAUUUUGAUAAAUUUAAAAUUCUAGUGUCAUUUCAAUUCGGUGCACAUGCAUUUGAUAUUUGGCAGAUGCAUUUUUCAGUUCUGAUGCGAGAAAAGUAAGCGCGUCAGGAUCUUGACACAAUGUAUAUGUAAAUAUACGGUCAGAUUAGAACCUCAUAUGAUAUUCUUUCUAGAUAUGGAGAAGGGGAAUCUACAUAUCUUUCUUGUAAGUGGAGCUACUUUUAUGUGCAUGUUUUACAAACGCUCCCCUCUCAUAAGUCCCAAUUCCCCAAUUUCAUGAAAAGUAUAGGAAUAUUAAUGGACGUUAAUGAGAUUUGUUUGCUUUAUUUGACCUGUUAAUCUAGGCCUAAACAUUGUCAGCAUAUAGCGCUCGAGAAGAAUACAGUCCAUCUAUGCUGAAUAACACUGGAGAAAAUUUAGAGAAAUGAAGUUAUACACUUAUAAUUUGUUAUAUAUUUUAUUUUAUUUUAUUUUUUGGUUGUAAUUUGUUCAGUAAUUCUUGGGCUUAACAUUUCAGCCUAUGAUGCUCGUACUAUAUCUAGCUGCAUAAUGCAUAAGUGUUCGAUCCAAAAGAAUUGAAGAGGAAAAUCUAGCAAAAAUCUAUUGGCAGGGAGAUGUCCAGUUUUAUGGAAAUAUGCAUUUCAAGUUGGUUGUAAGUUGUGAGGCGGCAAGUCUCUCCAAAUGGUUACUAUGGU